GAUUUGUUUCCAUGAAAGUGCACGUUGCACAAAACCUUGUCAGACCCAGACGCACACAACACAUUCCUCGCUCCCCCACCCGAUCACAAUCUCACUCUUCCCUCUGCCACUUCCUCUCUUCGCAACCCAACACACCAUGUUCUCCAACGCCAACUCCAAGGGCUGCCGCUGCGGCGACUCCAACUGCACCUGCGGCAAGGCCCGUGCUGGCUGUGUGUGCGGCGACAACUGCUCGUGCGGCAGCACCUGCAAGUGCGGCGACGGCUCCUGCGGAUGCGGCAAGUAAAAGCAUCUUGCGUGGCGGCUGCAACGACAAGGGCAACAGCAUAUUUCACAUGAAUGACCACGGCGGCAGCGAUCCAUGCCCCCUGAUCCGUUGUUUGCGCAGAAGCCCUGUAUAUCUGUACAUGGUGUCGGAGGGAUGGGCGUGUGUGGCCUUGGAGCAACAGCUCACAUUCUGAUGAUAAUUUGUUUCUUGUUUUUUGUCGCCGACUCUCCUGAAGUGGAUGCGAUGGAACUUGCGAGAUGCGCCACGGAGGAAAGUUGAUCAUCGUGUCCCGCACGACGAACGUCGAGCGUUGUUCCCGCGGGAUACCCCUUCCUGCCAUUUGUGCGCUAUGGCGCUAGUAGUCGGGUGUACACGCCGGCGCCGAAAUCAUUCUCCAUGCCCUGGCGUCGUAAUUUUUUGGUGCAUUGCAAUAAAAACGUAGGGGAGCAAGUUAUAAGGAUGCAGCGAUCGUGUUUGUGUCGAGUCCUAACGUCAAGGAGGAGAGGGAUUGGUAAUGGCACUGUAGAGAACGUCACGGUUGGCCGCGUUUGGCUGUAACCCAUGAGAAUCUGCGUGUCUUAUCCUUGUUUUUUCGUUUCUUUAUUUUCCGUUGGUGCAAGUCCUGCCUUCGGGUUUGAAAGCUGGUCUCCUAGCGACACGGUGCGUUUAAAUGUGCUACUGCUAUACCCAUGUACAGGAGCACGUGAGGAGCUUUGCAAUCCUCGAUGUUUUUCUCUGAAAAGCGCAUAAUUAUGAGUCAUGCUCUUCCCGUCUUACCCCGCGGCGGGACAUGAGAGCCGCCCGGUCCAACACGACCCAUGCUCAACGGAAAACGUCCCCAAUUGGGCCUUCAUGCAUCCUUGGAAGAAAUAAGAGAGAAUGACUCCUCCAUUGAAUGCCGGUCGGUGUCUCAGUACACGUGCAUCAGCAAUGGAUGUUUCCAGGCGCACAGCAGUCUGUGCCAUGUCGUUAUCUCUUUGACAUGUGGGUAACGUCUCCAUCCUUUAACGAGGUUCGUCUAAGAGCAAUCGAAUCAUCGUUCCGUGCCAUGUUUCGUUUUCACGAAAAAAACUGUAGUUUCAGUUUUAUUCCCAGCCUUCCUUGUUCAGGUAUCGCCGACUUUCUUUGCGACCGAAAAUUGCCGUCACAUGCCCCACCAAUGUUCACCUCUUGUGGUGGUUGAAUUGUGUCCCUUAGUCGGGAAUCUUACAAGAAAGCAUUGUUGUCACAGUAGACGCAGCACAUGCGUACAUGUAUGCGUUCAGAGCAUUCAGUAUGCAAGGAAAUAACAUGCAUGAAGCACCAUUUGAGAAUCUCUCCUAUUAUGAAUGGAAGAGUGGCAUGAAUUCCCGUAUUUUCGGUUACUUCCCGUACCACCGUGUGAUAAUGGCGAUCAAGAUGCUUCACCUAACUUGGGAGGCACA
Ectocarpus sp. CCAP 1310/34 is the source of this 1692-nucleotide messenger RNA. The record is from the annotation of a GenBank genome assembly. NCBI's taxonomy places the organism in Eukaryota, Phaeophyceae, Ectocarpales, Ectocarpaceae.